This is a messenger RNA of Hemibagrus wyckioides, 3738 nucleotides long. RefSeq names its product GDNF family receptor alpha 4a (gene gfra4a). Gene Ontology annotation, molecular function: signaling receptor activity. Lineage: Eukaryota; Metazoa; Chordata; Actinopteri; Siluriformes; Bagridae. The record is from RefSeq and is a predicted model, not a curated record. The coding region runs from base 92 to 1708 and encodes 538 amino acids. Gene Ontology annotation, biological process: nervous system development. Gene Ontology annotation, cellular component: signaling receptor complex; external side of plasma membrane. The transcript is spliced from 8 exons.
GCCAAUCUCACUUCAGGAUACAACCGACACACUCCUCUCUCUCUGCGCAUCUUGACCUAAUAGCUGUGUGUGUGUGUGUGUGUGUCUGUGUAUGUUUGUAAAGCAAACUGAUUCCGAUUUUGUGAAAUCUUGUGAGAGCCGGUGGGGCUGCACCGCUCCACAUUUUUGCGCAACUAUUUUCAUUUAUCCAGCGUCACAGCUAUUAGCUGAAGAAAACCAUGAUCCGAGAUUGUUUCUGCAUCCGGCGCGCGCUUUGGAUCGCUGCUCGUUCCGGACUGUUAAAGCGGUGCUGAAAACCGCUGCACUCUGUUUGUAUAACUUUGAUCGCGGUGGUGACGGGCGAUCACUGAAGUCUAAAACUCUCUCCUCUGUCAGACUCAUGGCUCUGUGGAGAAUGGAACUGAUCAGACUCUGUUUGCUCCAGCUGGCUGUAAUAGGAGUGCCCUCGCUGGUGUCAGCGGGGCAGUGGGACUGCCUGACUGCAGGCGAUUCAUGCUCCGGUGAUGAGGCUUGCAGUCCACGACUACGAACCUUGCGUCAGUGUGUGGCGGGUGGAGGGAGUGUGAAGUUGGGCCCAGGGGCUCGUAACCACUGCGAGAACGCUGUGACCGCUCUGCUAGCCAGUCCUCUCCACCGCUGCCAGUGUAAACGUGGAAUGAAGAGAGAGAAGAACUGCCUCAGCAUCUACUGGAGCCUCAAGCAGUCUGUAAUACACGGGCUAAACCUUGUAGAGAGUUACCCAUAUGAGCCUGUGGAAAGAGGGUUUGAUUAUGUUCGACUGGCUUCCAUUGCUGCAGAGUCUGAGGCUGGUAUGGCGACGGUGAAUCAUUGUCUGGAUGCAGCUAAAGCCUGCAAUGUAGAUGACACGUGCCAGAAGCUGCGCACAGAGUACGUGUCGGCCUGCAUUGCCCCAUCAGUGAAAGCUGGGGCUUGUAACCGCAUGCGCUGCAACAAAGCGCUGCGAAAGUUCUUUGACCGUGUGCCACCUGACUACACACACGAGCUGCUGUUCUGCCCGUGUUCAGACACAGCAUGCUCUGAGCGCCGGCGCCAGACCAUCGUCCCUGCGUGCUCAUACGAGGAAAGAGAAAAACCCAACUGCCUGUCUCAGCUGAGCAGCUGUGAGGAAGAACUUGUGUGCAAAUCUCGUUGGGCCCAGUUCAAGCAUGACUGCCAGCCCUCAGAGCUCACUGCCAGCGGCUGCCAGCAAGAGAACUAUGGGGCCUGCCUCAUUGCCUACACUGGUCUGAUAGGAACCACUAUCACCCCAAACUAUCUGGAUAACUCCACAUCUAAUGUGGGGCCGUGGUGCUCGUGUGCAGCCAGUGGGAAUCACAGGGAGCAGUGUUAUGACUUCCUUUUCCACUUCCAUGACAACAUCUGUCUAAAAAACGCUAUCCUCGCCUUUGGCAACGACACUGACUCCAAAUCAGCAGCUAACCAGCCAGGAUCAGCCAGUCCAAGGACCAACACUCCCAAUCGACACCUAGCUACCAGUACCAUAACCACUACCACCGUCUCAAUUAAUGCGGAAAGCCAGCAGAAUAUUUUCCAUCCACAAAUACCCACCCAGAUGAACGAGAGAGACAGACUACUGAGUGACUCUACCCUCCCGUUACCUGAUCUGUACGACAGCAGCCCUGGAUGCACUGACCUGGCAGUGACAGCUUUUCUCCCCACCAUCCUGUUGCUGGCUUUUCAUUUCUAGAAACAAGCCAGCCAAUCACAGCUCAGCAGCAUGGAGUUGGGUUGGGACAGUGUGUAAGGCUUUUCAUCAAACCCCUCUGGUGAGAAAACGGACGAGUGAAUAUAAGAGCACAAAAUUGAGAGAACUAUCCAAAAAAGACUACGACCCAAGUUUCCAGCCCACAAUGUGAAGUAGUGAUUUAUUUUAUGAGCACAGUUCUAUGACUGAUACUUGAGACUGAACUGCAGUAAAGCGUGUGUAUACGUGUGUGUGUAUGUAUGUGUGUAUGUCUAUGUAUAAAACUUUCUAUGAAGGCCUGUGUUGAAAAAGAAAAAAAAAAAAAGAAAAAAAGGAACAUACUUUGAAGUGCAAAAAAAAAAAAAAAAAAACUGAAAUAACUUUGUGGCUUAUCAUAUAGUCCCUAAUCAUUAUUAUUUCAAUAACUAUUUUUUCAGAUACAGUGAUUUUGGUACAUCAGUAUUGAUGAAUCAGGUCCGUUCUGCAGCAUGCAUUAGGGACAGAGCACAGUGACGAGUGUCUCAUUCAGGAGCUAGUGUUUGUGGUGAUGAUGACUCUUCACAGGAAGAUACUUUAUGCUGAUGGAAUCGCAGGGAUGUUUAAAUAAUAUGACCUACUUUAUUUUUGUAAUGUGUGGAAAAUACUCAUAUUUCAUUAGUGAUAUCCUCUCGUUACAGUCAUGAUUUUUUGUCCUCGGUGGGUGAUGUCUGCAAAUUACACACCUUUGCUUUAACCUCAGACUUAAUGAACUGCCAUGUAUUUGAUCUGUUCAGUGAAUUAUGAGUGGAAAAUCACUUUUUACUUUCAGCAAAUGCUUUGUAGACCACACAUGCUGGGACACAACACAAGAGUUUACACUGAACUGCUAGUUUAUUCUAUAAACCCAUCCCCCACCUUCACAAAAACGAAACCUUCCCACAAGCUAUAUGUCAAAUUUCUGGGAUGUAUGGUAUAAAUCAAGGAGACCAAACAGCAACACUUACUGUUCAGCUAAGCAAUGAGUGGAAUACAUUAAACGUGUGACCAAUGUGGCUAUGACUGGUGUUGCUAGAUGUGACAGAUACACAUCUCACAAAUGGAUCUAGUCCUGGGCUUGUCACGCACAACUGGUUUACAGAGAAUUGUGUGAAAUGCAAAACGACUACGAGUGAUUAGAGAUCCUGUGGAUGAAAACACUGUGUAGAUCUAAGGAGAUUUCUGAGAACUUUGCAAGCAAACAGACCAGCCACAGCCACAAAUCAGCCCUGGUGUGUGAUCUCCAAAUCCUCCGCUUACCAGCUACAACUGUCAGAAACCAGCAGCAAAGGCUAAGAUGGCACAUCAUAAGUCAAAAUUGGAACUCUGAGGAUUGAAAUUCUUUUCUUGUCAAAUGAAUCCAGGUUACUUUUGCACCAUGAUGCACUGCUGGAGGAUCAGAUUGAGAAUAACAUGAUUCCACGGAUACUUGCAGUCUGAUAACGUAUCAUAUAACACAGCUCAUGUUGUUGCUGAAUGGCUCCAGGAAAAUGAGAGCAAAUUGUUAUUGCUUCAGUGGCCUACACAAUCCCCAGACCUCAACAGCAAGACUGAGGCGCCACACGCUACUAGGUACUUAAUGAUCAGGCAACACAGUGGCAUUGAGAAAGCCUUUAAAACAUGCUUGUUUUUAAAGAAGAUCCACAAAAAUUAGUCACACAACUAACUUAUAUCAGAUGACAGAGUCACUUCUCUCAGCAUUUGGAUGUCAUUAUCCACUUUCACACAACAGCAAAACACAAGCACUUAAAACACUUACAUUCGGCUGCAUGGACUCCAGGAGCCAGUGCCUGUGGACGUGGAAAUCUAAAGACCAUCAGCAGCCAGUGGAAAAUGAAGCACAGCUCAACAAAGUGAAACCUUUUGUGUAUUUGAUAUGCAGGAGCCAUAUUUCUUUACAUUUUUUUUUUGCUUGCUGCAAAAUUUAUUGACCAAUCAUCUUCUUCGGACACAAAAAAGGACAUGGUGUUGGCAAGUGGGCAGGGUUUGUUUAAUAUAAUUGUAAUUUCUUGAAAAAU